Messenger RNA from Phalaenopsis equestris, 2799 nucleotides. RefSeq names its product G-type lectin S-receptor-like serine/threonine-protein kinase At5g35370. The transcript has a single exon. The record is from RefSeq and is a predicted model, not a curated record. Gene Ontology annotation, biological process: protein phosphorylation. Lineage: Eukaryota; Viridiplantae; Streptophyta; Magnoliopsida; Asparagales; Orchidaceae. Bases 166 to 2784 code for a protein of 872 amino acids. Gene Ontology annotation, molecular function: protein serine/threonine kinase activity; ATP binding.
ACUAAGUAAAUAAUAUACUUUUUUUUAUUUUGAUCCAAAAUAAAUUUAAGGUAACCUAUCACACGCCGCCACUUGUCAUGCCGAAAUAAACCUUUUCAACUACCAGCUGCAAUCUCCCAACUGCUUCUUCAUCCACAACGUCACUCUCGUCUUCCCAGAUAGUCAAUGCCCUCCCCACCGAUCUCUCUCAGAUCACUCGACUUACACCCAUCCACCCGUAUUCCCCAUGGCUCAAUAACCUGUUUUUCCAUGGCCCUACUCCUCCAGCACGCCCUCCACCUCUUCUUUCUCCUCGUCCCCCUCCGCCACCACCGUACGGCCGCCGUCCAGAUCGCCACCGAGUUCGUCUACCCCAACUUCACCGCCUCAAGCAUAAACUACAUCGAAAAAGACAACAUCUUUCUCACCUCCCCCUCCUCCAUUUUCUCCGCCACCCUCUCCUCCGACGCCCCACAAUCCCCAUUCAUCUUCUCCAUUCUUCACACACCGACCUCCACUGUCGUCUGGUCGGCGAAUCUCGGUUCCCCAGCACCUUACACCUCCGUGCUCUCCCUCUCCCCUGCAGGCCUCUCCAUCUCCCUCUCCAAUGGCUCCCUCCUCUGGUUCACCCCACCUCUUCCCCGCCCAAUAGCCGCCCUCCGACUCCUCGACUCAGGCAACCUCCUCCUCCUCGAUGAUGUCAAUAACUCUCUGUGGCAAUCCUUCGAACACCCUACGGACACCCUUCUCUCCUCCCAACGCCUACCCGUCGGCGCAUCCCUCUCCACCUCUACCGGAGAUUACCACCUCCUCGUGACGGCUGACGACGCCGUCCUUCUCUGGGUAAAUCAGCAAUACUGGCGACUGUCGGCUGAUCCUCGCUCGAUCAAAUACCACCACGAACCAACCUCUUUCAUGGCGGCCAAUGACUCCGGGCUUUACCUCAUCUCCGCCACCGGGCGAGCUUCUUAUGGCCUUAAGCUUCCUAAUGCGAAUCAUCAGUUCAUGAGAUUGGAAUCCGGCGGCCAGUUUCGCUUCCUUGAUUACUCCGGCAACCGCUCCGGCCUCGCAGAAGAGCUCCUCGUUCCCAUCAGCGCUUGCGAUCUUCCGCUAUCCUGCAGAGCGCUCGAGGUAUGCACGUUACAGAGGAAAGGCAUCACCUGCAACUGUCCGGUGUCUUUCGCAGGAUCCACUGCCGGUGGAUGCGUGCCGGCCGACAGCUCUGCUUUGGCCUCCAUAUCCAAUUGUGCCAUGGAACCAGCUUAUCGGAGCUUGGGAAAUGGAGUCGAGUAUUUCGCCAAUAAAUUCUUGAAGCCUUCGAGCUCCGGCGGUAACCUCUCCUCGUGCCAGACGCUUUGCUCGAGGAACUGUUCUUGCCUCGGAUUUUUCUACAAGAAUUCAUCUAGAUCUUGUUUUCUAGUAAAUAACCAGAUUGGAUCCCUUCUUGGUAGUAGAAACCAAGAAGUUUUUGAUAGCAGCGAGGGAUACGUUAAGAUUACAGCGCUAUCGCAGCUGGGUUCCAGCCGGAGCCCUAAUCUCAUUCCGAUACUCUUAACCUCCAUCGUUGUCUUCCUCGCUCUGCUCAUCGCCGGAAUUUAUUGGCGACGCAGAAAGAGGAUGUCUGGAUAUAGAACUUCCCCCAAGUUUGUAACAUUGAAGCUCUGGGCAUCGCCAACACGUGACAGUAUCUUCACCGGCGACGGCUUCGUCUCCGGUGAUCCUGACGAGAUCUGCAUCUUGGAUCUUCCGACACGAUUCACCUACGCGGAACUCAUCGCCGCGACGAACAACUUCCGCACCAAGAUCGGAGCCGGAGGUUUCGCCGAGGUGUUCAAAGGCGAUCUCCCAGACAAAACCUCCGUCGCCGUGAAGCGGAUCAACGGCGGCGCCAGCGGAAUCCAAGGGAAGAAGAAGGAAUUCCUCACAGAGAUCGCUGUAAUCGGCAGCAUCCACCACGUGAAUCUAGUGCGUCUCCGGGGCUUCUGCGCCGAGGGGGGUCACCGCCUCCUGGUCUACGAUUUCAUGAACCGCGGCUCCCUGGACCGAUCCCUCUUCGUCCCUGAAGCCCCCUUGCUGGAAUGGGAUAAACGAAUGAACAUCGCCAUCGGAGUCGCGCGGGGGCUUGCUUACCUCCACUCCGGCUGCGAUCGAAAGGUCAUCCACUGUGACAUCAAGCCAGAGAACAUCCUCCUCCAUUCAAGUGGGAGCGUUAAGAUCUCCGAUUUCGGGAUGGCCAAACUGAUGAGCACGGAUCAAUCCGGGCUCUUCACGACGAUGAGGGGUACGCGGGGGUAUCUCGCGCCGGAAUGGCUCACCAAUACAGCCAUCUCCGAUAAGACGGAUGUGUACAGCUAUGGAUUGGUGCUUCUGGAGAUCAUUCGGGGGAGGAAGAACUGGUCGAUGGUGGCUGAAGGGUGGUCGAUCGGGAGCACCGGCGUCGGAGAUAUAAGAUAUUUUCCGAUGAUUGCGUUGGAAAUGCACGAGAAGGGUAGGUAUUUGGAUCUUGCGGAUCGGAGGUUGGAGGGGAGGGUGAGGGAAGAGGAGGUGGGGAAGGUGGUUAGGGUUGCGCUUUGCUGCCUGCAUGAAGAUCCGGUGAGGAGGCCGACGAUGAACGAAGUGGCGGCGAUGCUCGACGGAACUAUUGCGGUGGAGCAGCCGAGGCCGGAGGGGCUUGGAUUUCUGCGGGUGUAUGGGAGGGGGUUUCUUUUCUCUGGCGAGAGUGGGAAGAUCAAGAGCAGCAGUAGCAGAAGCUGCUCUGUUUUCUCGCAAUACCUUUCUUCGCAGGAGGUCUCAGGUCCUAGAUAAAUCGUUUUGUCGAGA